AUCAAGUUUGACAUCCCGGAAAUGGGCUUUGCCAUGGGCGGUGGCGGCGGCGGCGCGGCUGUCGAGGAAGAGGUCAAGGAAGAGAAGACUGCCUUCGACGUGAAGCUCGUGAGCUUUGAUGCCAAGAACAAGAUCAAGGUCAUCAAGGAGAUCCGCGCCAUCACGGGUCUCGGCCUCAAGGAAGCGAAGGAGCUUGUGGAGAACGUCCCGGCUGUGCUCAAGAAGGACGUCAAGAAGGCCGAGGCCGACGAACUCCUGGCCAAGAUCGCGGAGAUCGGCGGUGUCGGUGAAUUGGAAUAG
Saprolegnia parasitica CBS 223.65 is the source of this 300-nucleotide messenger RNA. RefSeq lists its product as hypothetical. Bases 22 to 300 code for a protein of 92 amino acids. The record is from RefSeq and is a predicted model, not a curated record. Gene Ontology annotation, molecular function: structural constituent of ribosome. NCBI's taxonomy places the organism in Eukaryota, Oomycota, Saprolegniomycetes, Saprolegniales, Saprolegniaceae. Gene Ontology annotation, biological process: translation. The transcript has a single exon. Gene Ontology annotation, cellular component: ribosome.